UGGUGUGACACAACUAGACCAUGGUGGCAACCACCGCUCCUUACUCGCCUGCGCAGCUUUCAAUACCUUGUCGGCACGUAAUCACUGUUUGUGCCUUCCGGCGCCGCGGCUUCGACAGGUUCGAUAGGGAUACGUCGCCUAGCGCUAAUGAUGGUUUUGAACAGUUUAUAUUUGAGAUGAAGAAGGGCCCUCGAAAAUAUUAACCGGAGAUACUCCGUCUCGCAGCGUCUUCCUUUUUAAGUUUUUUAUUUUAUUUUCUUUUCUUUAAAUUGUAGAUUAUUACUGUUAGCUGGUCAAAGAUUUUGUUUUUUAAUAUAUUAAUAUUUAUUAUUUGGGUACAUAUAUAUUUGAAGACUGAUUAGAUCAAAGCUGAGAUGCUGAGAUGAAAAAUGGCAUAUUAAAAGGUCGUUGUGCUACGGUGAAGGGAGAAGAGACUUUUGAUGUUGGGUUUGACGUCUGAGGAUAUUUUCGUCUUUUCCUCCUAAUUUAACGGCUAAACCAUAUAAUUAGUUACUUAGUAAGGAUAUACAGACACAGUGGUGGUAACAACCGGGCGCUCACGAAUCAACCAACCUACCAUGGCUGAUUCAUCGGGGACGACGUUAAUGGAUCUGAUAACGGCGGAUCCGUCGGCCGCAACAUCGGGAUCAACGACUGCUCCUCCGGUUUCUGCACCUGCAUCAGCCUCGCAGCUGCCGACGGGAUCAGUAACAACGACAUCUACAUCGUCAUCGUCAGGGAAGACGACGUUAGGAGAGAGGAAGUCAAAGAGAGCGACGCUUUUGCAGAUCCAAAGCGAUACCAUUUCAGCUGCUAAAGCUGCUUUACAUCCAAUGAAAACAAACAUCAUUCCUCAGAAACAAAAGAAGAAGCCAGUUUCUUAUUCACAGCUAGCUAGGAGUAUCCAUGAACUAGCUGCUACUUCUGAUCAGAAAAGUUCUCAAAAGCAAUUAGUACAUCAUGUGUUUCCCAAGCUCGCCGUUUACAACUCAGUUGACCCGUCAUUGGCACCGUCACUUCUUAUGUUGGAUCAACAGUGUGAAGAUAGGACAGUCCUACGCUAUGUCUAUUAUUACUUGGCCAGAAUUUUAUCAGACAAUGGUGCGCAAGGUCUGAGUUCAGGUGGUGGGAUCCCAACUCCUAAUUGGGAUGCUCUAGCUGACAUUGAUGCUGUUGGUGGAGUGACCCGAGCUGAUGUUGUACCAAGAAUAGUAGAACAACUGUCAGUAGAAUCCUCGAAUGCUGAUAAUGAAUUUCAUGCUCGGAGGUUGCAAGCUUUGAAGGCUCUCACCAAUGCUUCUGCAAGCAAUACUGAUAUUUUAUCUAGAUUGUAUGAAAUUGUUUUUGCUAUUCUUGAUAAGGUUGCUGAUACUCCUCAAAAACGGAAGAAAGGCGUUUUUGGGGCUAAAGGUGGUGAUAAAGAGUCUAUCAUACGGAGUAAUUUGCAAUAUGCUGCGCUAAGUGCAUUGAGAAGGCUUCCUUUGGAUCCUGGAAACCCAGCAUUUUUGCAACGUGCUGUACAGGGGAUUUCAUUCUCGGAUCCUAUUGCUGUAAGGCAUGCUUUAGAAAUCAUCUCUGAAUUGGCAGCAAAAGAUCCUUAUGCAGUCGCAAUGUCAUUAGGAAAACUUGUACUUCCUGGAGGGGCUCUGCAGGAUGUUCUCCAUUUGCAUGAUGUCCUUGCUAGAGUUUCACUGGCCAGGUUAUGCCAUAGAAUAUCUAGAGCUCGUGCACUAGAUGAGAGGCCAGAUAUUAAAUCACAGUUCAACUCAGUGCUAUAUCAACUCCUGCUAGAUCCUAGCGAAAGGGUUUGUUUCGAGGCCAUCUUAUGUGUAUUGGGGAAAUAUGAUAACACGGAGAGGACUGAAGAGCGAGCUGCUGGAUGGUAUCGCUUAACCAGGGAGAUUUUGAAAUUGCCAGAAGCGCCCUCCGUAUCAUCGAAGGGAUCGGGUGCUGAAUCAAAUGAUUCAUCAAAAGCUUCCAAAGAUAAAUCGCAAAAAACCAGGCGUCCACAACCUCUUAUUAAACUUGUAAUGAGGAGGUUGGAGAGUGCUUUCCGUAGUUUUUCUAGGCCAGUACUUCAUGCAGCAGCAAGAGUUGUGCAGGAGAUGGGAAAAAGUAGGGCUGCUGCUUUUGCUGUAGGCUUGCAAGAUAUUGAUGAAGGAGUUAAUGUUACUGCAUACACUGAGGCUGUAGAUGAUGCAGAAUUCAAUGAAAAUCCUUAUGCAAGUGGAGUUCGAAGGGUCUCUUCUAUAUCUAGUGCAACAAGUGGCAAGGAUACAAUUGCAAGUUUGUUGGCUUCGUUAAUGGAGGUCGUGCGGACAACUGUAGCCUGUGAAUGUGUCUAUGUUCGAGCAAUGGUAAUCAAGGCAUUGAUUUGGAUGCAAGUUCCACAUGAAUCAUUUGAUGAACUAGAAUCCAUAAUUGCAUCAGAGCUUUCUGAUCCAGCUUGGCCAGCUGCACUGUUGAAUGAUAUUUUGCUCACACUGCAUGCUCGUUUUAAGGCCACUCCUGAUAUGGCUGUCACUCUACUAGAAAUUGCAAGGGUCUUUGCGACCAAAGUUCCCGGGAAGAUUGAUGCUGAUGUGUUACAACUGCUUUGGAAAACAUGUCUUGUAGGCGCUGGUCCUGAUGGGAAGCACACAGCCUUGGAAGCAGUGACUAUAGUUCUUGACCUACCACCACCCCAACCUGGGUCAAUGUCAGGACUCACAUCAAUAGAUAGGGUAUCUGCAUCUGAUCCAAAGUCAGCUCUGGCAUUACAGAGAUUAGUCCAAGCAGCAGUAUGGUUCCUUGGAGAAAAUGCAAAUUAUGCUGCUUCUGAAUAUGCAUGGGAAUCUGCAACUCCUCCUGGUACUGCAUUGAUGAUGCUAGAUGCAGAUAAAAUGGUUGCUGCUGCCAGCUCUCGUAACCCUACUUUAGCUGGUGCUUUGACUCGACUACAAAGGUGUGCUUUUAGCGGCAGCUGGGAGAUUCGCAUUGUUGCUGCUCAAGCCCUUACAACCAUGGCCAUCAGAUCUGGGGAGCCAUUUAGGCUACAGAUUUAUGAAUUCUUAAACGCGUUAGCACAUGGUGGCAUGCAGUCUCAAUUAUCAGAAAUCCAUCUGAGUAAUGGGGAAGAUCAAGGAGCCAGUGGAACAGGCCUUGGAGUCCUAAUUAGUCCCAUGAUAAAGGUUCUUGAUGAAAUGUACAGAGCUCAAGAUGAAUUGAUUAAGGAUAUACGCCACCAUGAUAAUACAAAUAAAGAAUGGACUGAUGAAGAGCUGAAGAAACUUUAUGAAACCCAUGAGAGGUUGCUAGACCUUGUUUCACUGUUCUGUUAUGUUCCUCGAGCAAAGUAUUUACCGCUGGGACCAAUAAGUGCAAAACUUAUUGACAUCUAUCGCAAAAAGCACAACAUAAGUUCAACAACCGGUUUAAGUGAUCCAGCUGUUUCUACUGGAAUAUCAGACCUAAUAUAUGAAUCAAAGCCACCUCGUGCCGAACCUGAUGCCCUUGAUGAUGACUUGGUGAAUGCUUGGGCAGCAAAUCUUGGUGAUGAUGGCUUAUUGGGAAAUAGUGCACCUGCAAUGAACAGGGUCAAUGAAUUUCUUGCUGGUAUGGGAACUGAUGCUCCAGAUGUUGAAGAAGAGAUAAUAGUAUCUAGACCUUCAGUUAGUUAUGACGAUAUGUGGGCCAAGUCACUUUUAGAGUCUUCAGAAUUAGAGGAGGAUGCAAGGUCAUCUGGGUCAUCUUCCCCAGACUCAACAGGAUCAGUUGAAACGUCGAUAUCAUCCCAUUUUGGUGGAAUGAACUACCCGUCAUUGUUCAGUUCAAAGCCAACCAGUUAUGGAACAUCACAAACCUCGGAGAGGUCAACAGGAAAAAGGUAUAGUGGUUCCUCCUCAAUUUAUGAGGGAGCAGGUUCUCCGAUUAGAGAAGAACCUCCAUCAUAUGCAUCAUCUGUCAUGCAAAGAUACGAGUCAUUUGAGAACCCUGGCCGGGACUCCCAGAGCUUUGAUUCUCAGGAUGAAGAACGACCUUCCGGAAAUCCACAAUCGGGAACAGCACUCUAUGACUUCACUGCAGGAGGAGAUGAUGAGUUGAAUUUAACAGCUGGAGAAGAGGUUGAAAUUGAGUAUGAAGUUGAUGGGUGGUUCCAUGUGAAGAAGAAGCGUCCUGGAAGGGAUGGCAAAAUGUCUGGCCUAGUUCCUGUCCUCUAUGUCAAUAAAUCUUGAAAUAGUAGAAGAAAUUUAUUCUUAUUUCACAUUCUUCACGAUGUGUUGUAUGUCUCGUGGAUGACCGUGGUUUGUUGGAAGGCAUCACUUGCUCGACUCCAGACAGAAGACAGUGCAAACAAGGUUUGAGGGUUGCAUCUAAAGUUUUUAUUAUUGUCCAAAUUUGAUCUUAAUUGAGGAAUGUAUCUCGUUUUGAUGCAGUCCAUUUUUGAGUUUUGUGCUUUAUUUGAACAUGCACUCGUGAUUUGCCUAUUUUGUCUGAGAAAAUGCAUUGUAGUCUGGAGAGCCCUUAGAAUUUACAUAUUUUUUUAGUAAACACUUCUAAUUUUAUGCCUGAAUUAAAUCUCUUCAACUAUUAUUUUCAGAGACAUGAAAAACUUGGAGGUUA
Jatropha curcas is the source of this 4602-nucleotide messenger RNA. RefSeq names its product SH3 domain-containing protein. The record is from RefSeq and is a predicted model, not a curated record. Gene Ontology annotation, molecular function: protein binding. NCBI's taxonomy places the organism in Eukaryota, Viridiplantae, Streptophyta, Magnoliopsida, Malpighiales, Euphorbiaceae.